AUGGUGAUCAUCUUCUCUAAAACACUGGAAAAGAAGAAGGGUGUCAAUGAUGUAAGGUCCAAGAACAAGGAGAGACUGCUGCGUGAGCUCCACACCAUGAGCAGGGGGACCACCCUCUCCUGUGGAACUGUGGAAGCUGACAGGUGGCUGGACAUGGGCCGCAGCUGCACCCUUCAGCAGGGACCUACCUGCCAGUCUAGUUCCAGUUUGGAAAGCCUCUGGGACAUACUGCCUGAGCAGAGUAGCCAACCGUGGGCCAAGGAGCCUGGCUCCUCCACUGCCAUCACCAGCUUGAUCAGAGACCUCAGCCUGGUGGACAGCACCAAGACUGACCCUCUGGGAGUUGUAGAGGUGCUCAGACACAGUCAGACACCUGCUGCUCCACCUAGCAAACGCCAGUGUCGGUCCCUGUCUUUCUCGGAUGAGUUUGGGGGAUUCCGGUCCUGUUGGAGACCGCAGGGCUCAAGACUAUGGACCACGGUGGAGAAGAGGAGGUGUCACAGCGGAGGCAGCGUCCGUGGUGGGAGUGCUCACUUAGGGAGUAUUCUGCCAGCCAUGCAGCGUAGCUCCAGCUUCAGCCUGCCUUCACGCUGCAGCCUCCCCUUAGAUGGACCGCUGGACCUGCCACUCUUCACGCAGCGUCUACCUCUUCAUCCCCAGUUCACUGCGUCUCCAGUGUCUCCCACGUCUCCCCCAUCACACCAUCAGCACUCCCGACACCCGCACUUCCUCCGUCCCCUGUCCCUGUCUCAUGAGCAGAUCAGCCUGCCUGAGCUCCAGAGAGAGGAGGUGUCAGAGAUCAGCUCCCCAGACUCUACACCAGAGCUGGGGAGGAGAGCCAAACAGCGCCCACCUGGAAAAGGCUGCUUGGCUCGCAGCAAGUCCCAGCCCUGUGUCAUCGAUAAGAAAAUCGGCAUGAAGCGCAGAAGACCAGAGGACGCUCAAGAGCAGCGGCCCUCUCUGGACCUGGCCAAGAUGACUCAGAAUCUUCAGACCUUUCAGAGCUUGAGCUGCCCCGGCUUCUCUGCCUCUGACUCUUUGACUCUACAGUCUUUCGAGAUUCGCCCACUUUUUGACUUCAAACCGGCGCCGGCCCAGAGGCUGGGGCCACGACAAGAGCUGACGGAGGAUCUAAUGUACGGGGAGGACAGCAGCGACUCGGCCUGCAGCGUGGACUCGCGCUCAGGCUCCCCUGAUGUAGCAGACAGCCAAACCCUCUGGAAGGGUGAGUGCUCCACGCAGAGGGACAUUUUCCAGCUGGGAGGAGAGCUGGACCUAGACCAGAUCGAGCGAAACUGA
Molecule: messenger RNA, 1299 nt
Organism: Knipowitschia caucasica
Lineage: Eukaryota; Metazoa; Chordata; Actinopteri; Gobiiformes; Gobiidae
Source: the annotation of a GenBank genome assembly